AUGGGCCCCCUAAUCCCCCUCGCCCUCCUUACCAUUACCACCUACCUUGUAUACCACCACUUUAUUUAUGCCUACUUCCUCUCUCCCCUAUCUUCAAUUCCCAAUGGUCAUCUCACAUCCCCACUCUCCAGCCGCUGGAUUAACCACAAGCGCAGCACAGGCACUGAAGUCCUCGCCAUCUACGACCUGCACCAAAAGCUCGGCCCCACCGUUCGUCUUGGACCCAAGGAGUUGGGCGUCAAUUCACUUUAG
Molecule: messenger RNA, 252 nt
Organism: Penicillium digitatum Pd1
Lineage: Eukaryota; Fungi; Ascomycota; Eurotiomycetes; Eurotiales; Aspergillaceae
Product: Cytochrome P450
Source: RefSeq, a predicted model, not a curated record